AUGGUGCAGAUUCACCCUGUCCAAGCAUUAUCGGUAGUUUCCGGCGCUGGGGAAGAGAAGAGCUCGCCGUACGUGGCGACAGAGCAACAGAGUUUCACGAUUUGGAUGAGAUCUCUAGUGUACCAUAGCAAAGGCUGCACAGUUUAUGAUUCCAAAGGAAACUUAAUCUACCGAGUGGAUAAUUACGAUUCCAAGAGUUGCGGUGAAGUUUACCUUAUGGACUUAUACGGAGAAGUCUUGUUUGAGUUUCAACAAAAGUUUGGAUUAUUCAAAUCUUGUGAAGGAUACAACUCAACCGGGACAAGGUUUCGACUAAGAAAGAACUUCAAGAUUUCGCCAAGAGGUUCAUCUUCGUCUUACAAAGUUGUAAUGGAAUCCAAUAAAGAUGAUCGACAAUCUUGUUAUAAGAUUUUGAAUCAUGCGUCGGUUUUCACAAUCGAAGAUGGAUCAGGGAGAUUUAUGGCAGAAGUGAAAAAGAAAAGAUCGAACGUUAAUGGUUUAGAUUUUGGAGAAGAUGUAUUGACAAUGGUGGUGGAGCCACAAGUAGACCUUGAAAUUGAAUUCUCAUUCACGACGAUGUGGAGAAGAUCAGCGUCGUUCGUCCUCGACAAGCACCACAACAACAAACCCAUCUCUCUAACUCCUUCCCUCGAUUCGAUGGCGGAGGUAAACCCUAACCCUAACCCUAACCCUAAUCCUAAUCCAAUUUCGGCUUACUACCAAACGCGAGCGAAGCACCACGGGAUCGUGACGAGCGAUUGGCUAGAGCAGGCACAAGCCGCCGUCGUUCGCUACCCCGACAAGGAUUCUCCCGUCGCGGGGAGAAGACCGUUUAGCGUGAUCGAGGAGUUCGACUGCUGGAGGCAGCAGCCGGAUUUGGCGGAGGCGGUUGCGGCGGUUCGGGCUCUUGCGGCGGUUAUUAGGGCUAGCGAGGCGACUACGAUGAUGGAGCUCGAGAUCGAACUCAAGAAAGCUUCUGAUACGUUGAAAUCAUGGGACACAACUUCUAUAUCCUUAACAGCGGGUUGUGAUCUAUUCAUGCGCUACGUGACUCGAACAUCUGCCUUAGAAUUUGAAGAUUUCAAUGCAGCAAAAGCCCGCGUGCUUGGACGUGCUGAGAAGUUCGGAGAAAUAUCUUACAAGGCCCGGAAGAUUAUUGCAGUGCUUAGUCAAGAUUUCAUAUUUGAUGGGUGCACUAUACUGGUUCAUGGCUUCUCCAGAGUUGUUCUUGAAAUACUAAAGACAGCAGCUCAGAACAAGAAACUCUUUCGAGUCUUGUGCACAGAGGGAAGGCCAGAUAAAACUGGUGUGCUGCUAGCUAAAGAGCUUGCAAAGCUAGAUGUUCCAGUGAAGCUUCUGAUUGAUUCAGCUGUGGCCUAUAGCAUGGAUGAAGUAGACAUGGUGAUCUUUGGAGCCGACGGAGUAGUUGAAAGUGGCGGUGUUAUUAACAUGAUGGGUACCUACCAAAUCGCUCUCGUUGCACACACUAUGAACAAACCAGUCUAUGUAGCUGCAGAGAGCUACAAGUUUGCACGCCUCUACCCGUUGGAUCAAAAGGACUUGGAACCGGCCUUGAGACCUGUUGAUUUUGGUGUUCCUGUUCCUCCUAAGGUUGAGGUAGAAAGAUCUGCGAGAGACUACACUCCACCUCAGUACUUGACUAUGCUAUUCACUGAUCUUGGCGUUCUCACUCCCUCUGUAGUUAGUGAUGAGCUAAUUCAGCUUUACUUGUAAGUAAAAGCUAGUCUGAGAACUUUCAUUUCUUUGUAUAAAAAUUAGAACACCAUUUUUUUUUGGCUAUACAUAGCAAGCUUUUCUCUGGUUCUACUGCUUAUGUAGAAAGUUUUGGUGUGACAGAGAGAUUGUGACUUGUAAUCUUCACUCAAAACUGAUAUAAAAGUGUAUUCUUUAUAGAA
This is a messenger RNA of Brassica napus (rape), 1916 nucleotides long. Its product is annotated as methylthioribose-1-phosphate isomerase. The record is from RefSeq and is a predicted model, not a curated record. Gene Ontology annotation, cellular component: eukaryotic translation initiation factor 2B complex. Gene Ontology annotation, biological process: translational initiation. The coding region runs from base 1 to 1734 and encodes 577 amino acids. Lineage: Eukaryota; Viridiplantae; Streptophyta; Magnoliopsida; Brassicales; Brassicaceae. The transcript is spliced from 6 exons. Gene Ontology annotation, molecular function: translation initiation factor activity; guanyl-nucleotide exchange factor activity.